This is a messenger RNA of Linepithema humile (Argentine ant), 1471 nucleotides long. RefSeq names its product mitochondrial S-adenosylmethionine carrier protein-like. Lineage: Eukaryota; Metazoa; Arthropoda; Insecta; Hymenoptera; Formicidae. Gene Ontology annotation, molecular function: S-adenosyl-L-methionine transmembrane transporter activity. The record is from RefSeq and is a predicted model, not a curated record. Gene Ontology annotation, cellular component: mitochondrial inner membrane.
GUAUGAGAACCACUGAUUUUGUGGGUUGCUCUGCCCGCCCUAUCUAUGAAUUGUGAUUUUGAGCUUAGACGAAAAGCAGACGACAGUCGACCGACUGAUUCAUAUACACUUACUGACGCUUACGUAAGGUGUAUACAAAGCACGUGUUUUCUUGCCGGCUUACAUCAUCCAUGUUCAUGCUUCAUUAUGAACGGUGCAAAUUCUGAAGCGCACGUACAAUUUGAAGUAUUUAAUAUUUUAUAAUAAUUGUCGUAAAUAUCGAUCGUCAUGAGUACAUGGAGUUUUCUACGCCGAGAAGUCUUCACGCACAAUACGAGAUAAUCUUUUCAAUCAGUGGCCACUAUUUUCCUUUAUCAGCUCAAUGACGUUUCUUAAAAUCUCGACACUUCUGAUCGGAUCUUUAGACGCCGAAGAAAAGCAAAAAUGUUCCAUGAGCAAGAAAAAACCGCAGGGAAUCUUUCGAAAAAGGAUGUUUUGUUCACGUCAUUUAUCUCAGGUGCUCUUGCAGGGAUUGUUUGUGACGUGACACUUUAUCCAUUGGACACUCUUAAAACUCGCUUACAAAGCCAGCAUGGAUUUUUUCAAUCUGGUGGCUUUAAACAUUUGUACAAAGGUAUAGGUCCUGUGAUACUAGGAUCUGCGCCAUCAGCUGCUAUAUUUUUUAUAACUUACGAGGGAAUAAAACAGUAUUCACAACCAUACAUAUCAGAUCAGUAUCACUCUAUUAUACACAUGAUUGCAGCAUCAUCUUCUGAAAUGACAGCCUGCUUGAUUCGUGUACCAGUAGAGGUGAUUAAGCAACGAAGGCAGGCACUUUUGUCUGACCCACAUCGAUUAAGAUUAAGGACAUUAUAUCGGGGCUAUGGAAGUACUGUCUUGCGGGAUCUGCCGUUCGGUGUGAUUCAGAUGCCAUUGUGGGAAUAUUUUAAACUUUAUUGGUCUCGACACAUGCAGCACGAGUGCACACCAUUUGAAGGUGCUGUAUGUGGAGCUGCGUCAGUUGCUAUAUCAGCUGCCAUAACGACGCCGUUAGACGUCGCAAAGACUAGAAUUAUGUUGUCCAGUACCUCGGCCGAGAAGGAAGAAGUUAAAAUUUCCACAAUGUUAAAAGAGGUCUACAGAAGUAAUGGCGUUAAGGGAUUGUUCGCUGGUUUUAUCCCAAGAGUAACUGGUUUUACUAUUGGUGGAUUCAUAUUCUUUGGAGUUUAUGAACAAGCCAGAGAAUUUUGUAUAUCCUACUUUUCGCAAUGAUUGCGAAUAGCCAAAAAAUAGAUAAAAAGUUAACUUAUUGAAGUAAUAAUUUUUACGGAUACUGUGUAGCAGAUCGGCAAUAUCCGGAGUUAAUGUCGAAAGGUAAUUAUAAGUUAAUAAAAUUGAUCAAAAUAAAUUCUUUAUUUACUCGUCUAACAAGUAUUAAAGCUUAAGAGAUCACAUUUAUCAGUUUUCAGCCUCUCAAGAAAUUUUGGGGAAA